AUGGCAUGGCAAAUGACGGAAGAAGAUGAGGCUAAAACCCUGCCUUCUCUCAAGCGGCAUGGCACACAGCAAAUGUUCGAACAAUCGGUCAGUCACAUUUUCGCAGUGAACGCAAAAACGCCCGCCAACAGCAGAAGCCGCAGUUGCCGAUUUUUGCUUCCGCGUCGAGCUCCAUCACCACGUCUCCGCGUCUUGCGUUCUCCGACUCCGGCGAUGCCUUCCUUUCCGCAGCCAGGCUCGGUCACGAUUUGCGAGAUCAAUCGGCAACUGAUUGCGGCUGAGAGUUUAUCGGAUGAGCGAGCCAGGGAGACUUACGGGAAGAUCCUGGGUGCGGUGUUCAGUCCGGUUCCUUUCCAAGCCGAUCAGCUGGUGUCGUCUCCCAACGUGGAGCAGGAAUCAGAGCAUCAGGGGAGAAGUAACGGAGACAGCGUUGGGCGGAAGAUUCUCGGGAAGGCGUUUCAGGGCUUUGUCAACAUGUUUCAGCCAAAUUAUGUAAAUUUGUUACCAGAAGUUGGUCUCCAUGGUGUGUCCUGGCAUCAGCAUAAGCACAUAAUUGCAUUUGUUUCUGGCCAAAACCAAGUCACGGUUUGUGAUUAUGAAGAUAAGGGAUCUGGGACCCCUAUUCGGCGUGGAUUAGGUGGUAUUUCAAUGCUCAAAUGGUCACCUUCUGGAGAUAGCUUUUUCUCCGCCAAAUUUGAUGGAACAUUUUAUCUAUGGGAGACAAACACUUGGACAUCAGAACAAUGGUCUUCUUCUAGUGGGUUUGUGACAGGAUCACAAUGGGAUCGCGAUGGCCGUAUAGUACUGCUUGGUUUCUCUGGAUCUUUAACAUUGGGCUCUGUUCACUUUGCAUCGAAGCCUCCCUCUUUGGAUGCACAUCUGUUACCUGUUGAGUUGCCGGAGAUAAUGUCACUGACUGGCAGUAGUGGGAUUGAUAAGGUAGCCUGGGAUGCUUCCUGUGAACGAUUAGCCGUGUCGUAUAAAGCAGGGGAUGAAGCGUACAAUGGCCUGAUUGCCAUAUUCGACACAAGGAGGACUCCUCUUAUCUCUGCAUCUCUAAUUGGCUUCAUUAGGGGACCUGGAGAAACCCCCAGGCCUCUCACGUUUGCAUUUCACAACAAGUUUAAACAGGGACCAUUGCUUUCUGUGAGGUUUUUCUGCGGUGGAAGAUUGAUCUUUGGUCCUGAUGUGGCAUCAAUGUUCUUGUCAAUGUUCCUCAUUGCUGGUCCUUCGAUUGCUUUCUGCGGAAAGUUAUAUUACACGAUUGUGAACGGAAAUGUCAAGAAUCCAGCCCAUUGGUAUGCUAUAUUGAUUGGGGGCUGCGCUCUCACCUUGUUGGAUCUGCUGUUUCUCCUAUUAACAUCUAGUAGAGAUCCCGGAAUAUUGUGUAGAAAUUCAAAGCCUCCAGAGUCGGAUGAAAAUUCAGACAUUAAUACCCCAUCCAUGGAGUGGGUAAGUGGCAGAACCCCUCAUUUGAAACUACCGCGUACAAAGGAUGUGAUGGUUAAUGGCCAUGCAGUGAAGGUCAAGUACUGUGAUACGUGUUUACUAUAUCGUCCUCCCCGUGCUUCUCAUUGUUCAAUCUGCAACAACUGCGUCCAGAGUUUCGAUCAUCACUGCCCUUGGGUAGGGCAGUGCAUUGGCAUACGAAAUUAUCGGUUCUUCUUCAUGUUUAUAGCAACAGCAACCAUCUUGUGUAUAUAUGUCUUUGUGUUCUCUUGGGUCAACCUCCUUCAGAAAGACACGAGGGUUUUGAAAGCUAUGUCUCAAGAUGUGCUCUCCGAUUUCCUCAUAGUAUACUGUUUUGUUGCUGUCUGGUUCGUUGGAGGCUUAACGAUCUUCCAUUUCUAUCUAAUUUGCACAAACCAGACUACCUAUGAGAAUUUCCGGUACAGAUAUGAUAAGAAGGAGAACCCAUACAACAGGGGAGUAACAAAGAACCUCUUGGAAACUUUCUUCACAAAGAUCCCACCUUCACUGAAUAAAUUCCGUUCAGUUGUGAAGGAAGAUCCUCCUUCUGUGAUGCAACCCGUGGCAGAGAAUCAUGGUGAAGAGUUUAAGGAUAGAAGUGAUGUCGAAAGGAGAGCCAAGUAUUCAGAAGAGCAUAGUAGUUAUUCUCUUCCUGAGAUUCUCAGGAAUUUGGAUUAUGAUGAUGAUGAUUCCGAGGAGAACUCAAAGAACUCCCAAGAUGGGCCACCUACUUUUGACAACAGUGUCCCUGAUGAUGAUAACGUGAAAGAAUCUCUAGAGAUCCCUAUACCCAAUCGGUUUCUUGAUACAGACGAUGAUGGUCGCAUUGAAGAAAUACUAAGAAGCUUGAGGGAAUCUUCUCAAGGAUCACAUGUCAAAGAUGGAGAGACUGUUCAAAGCAGCUCCAGAUCCCAUGAAGAUGGAAAUGGAGACUCUAUCCAGAAUUCAGCUGCUGGAGAUAUGGAUAUCGAUCAUCGUGUUAAGAAUCAUGGUCAAACCUUGCAAAUAGGUAGCCCUCGAUAACAUCGAAGGUAACAACUUUGGAGAAAGAAAAUCUCUUCCCUUGAACUUCUCCUUCAAGAAAAGUCUUGAACCAUUGAGCCAUGUAAUGAAUGCAACUACAACUGCUCUCUGGUUCUUUUUACAGAUCGAAACCUCUUUUCUAGCUAGAGCACCAAGGAGAAAUGGGAAGCUGGGACCUGAGUUCCUGGUUACCAUGGCUGCCAACCAAGCUGACUAAGGUGUAGAUACAUACAUACAAGAUUUUUAAAGAGCUAGCUGGUUAGCUGCAUUUGCUGUAAGCUGUAAAUCGAUCUCUCUCCAUCAUGGGUUUGCCUUUGUUGUUUUCUUUUCUUUUUGGGGGUUCUCUUCCUUUCUAAUAAUGCAGAAAACCUGGAAGGGAAAGUAUCCAACUUGUAAGGUGGAUUGGGUUUUCUGAGGAGUUUUUGGUAGGAUUAUUCUUUCUUCUUGAAAAUUUUCUUUUUGGGCUUCACUAUUGAUUGAAGAACCCACUUGAUUGAUACUUGAUAGUUGAUUUGUUUAGUUUAAGGUUGGAUACUUCUUGAGCUUAAUUUAGUUCCUGAGGAAAAUUCUUUCUAUUACAUUGGAG
Molecule: messenger RNA, 3079 nt
Organism: Linum tenue
Lineage: Eukaryota; Viridiplantae; Streptophyta; Magnoliopsida; Malpighiales; Linaceae
Source: the annotation of a GenBank genome assembly